Messenger RNA from Tribolium madens (black flour beetle), 552 nucleotides. RefSeq lists its product as uncharacterized. Lineage: Eukaryota; Metazoa; Arthropoda; Insecta; Coleoptera; Tenebrionidae. The record is from RefSeq and is a predicted model, not a curated record. The transcript is spliced from 2 exons. The coding region runs from base 67 to 435 and encodes 122 amino acids.
ACCCUCACAGUCAAUCUCAAGAACUGUUUUUAUUUAGCUCAAGUCUGCGAUUCGACAACACCAAAAAUGAUUCGCUUCAUUUUUCUUCUCGCGUGUGCAUCUUUAAUUCAUUUUGCGUUUCAAGAACAGUUGGAGUGUAAAUGUUGGCCAGGUUAUGAAGUAACUAAUGAUAGUAUUGCUGAAACAACUGAUCUUCGAUGUCUUGGGGUAUCCUGGAUUGCGUACAACAAGAGGCACUAUUGUAACCAACCUGUCCGACCUCAUUGCAAAUGUACAAAUGCUACUGGUAUUGUAACUGAUGAAAAUGGUACUUAUUGUGACUUUACCAAAAACGGUGAAUCACAGAAAAAAUGGGAUUGUGAAAAUGCCGAAAAGUGGAGCACUUAUAAGAAGAACACUGAGGAAUUUAAUAAAGGAAGAGCUGUAAAAGUGUAAUAUUUGCAAAAUAAAUACUAUUUUAAACUCUUUUACUAGUACAGUAGAACCCCUCUAUAACGAGAACUCAAGGGUCCAACGUAUUUGUUCAUUAUAACUGAUUUUCGCUAUAAACUU